AUGCCGCACCCGAAAUACGACUUUCCUGCUGGAUCCUGGCACACCAGUGAUAUCAUUUACAAUAUUAUCAAAUCCCUCAUUCCUCACGAGCAGCCUUGGAUGUUGGUCUGGAUGAAUGGAUACUUGUCCCAUUUUGCGAGAUGUCGAAGCGACACGGUACGUUUAAAAGAGCACGGGCAGGAUGUACUGGUGUUGGAGAAGAUGAAUGCAACAUAUCAAACUGUCGGCGACCCGUACCGUGGCGCGGUUGCGGUUGCUGCAGGUGCUAUGGCGCUAGCUGUUACUGGCGAUUCAACUGCUGGCUUGAGAACAAGAUGUUGGUAA
Gongylonema pulchrum is the source of this 324-nucleotide messenger RNA. NCBI's taxonomy places the organism in Eukaryota, Metazoa, Nematoda, Chromadorea, Rhabditida, Gongylonematidae. The record is from the annotation of a GenBank genome assembly.